Symbiodinium natans is the source of this 183-nucleotide messenger RNA. The record is from the annotation of a GenBank genome assembly. Lineage: Eukaryota; Dinophyceae; Suessiales; Symbiodiniaceae.
AUGGUUUUGAGGCUCCUCCUUCAGCUGGUCGCGCUGGGCGCUUUCGGCGCGGCGCAGGAGGAGGUGAGGCGCUUGAAGUUCUUGACAAUCUACUCCUUCGACGGCACCAAGCUCAACGCAGAUGCCAGUCUGCCGGUUCCGAAGAGUCCCAGCGAUCGGUUUCCUGCACCCUGGUUCGCUUGA